GAUCGUUCCGCCAAGGUAUGCAUGUAUAAAGAGGGGGGUGGGCAAAUGACAGUCGAUUCAUUUAUCAUCAAUCAUCUCAACAUGUCCAUGCCUAAAGACCACCCAUUUGUCUAUUCUCUCUUUGGGGUUCAGUAUCCCGGUGACAGUCCAAAUGAGAAACAACAAUCACUCAUCGACCGUUUGGAUCAAUUAAUCACUCCCUCGGCCAAACACGUCGAUCGCAUUAUUCAAGAUGGUAUCUCUACUGGAAUAUCCGGCGGCAAUACCCGCAUCUGGCUUGGAUACUGGACAUCCAAAGCCGACUUCAACGCCUGGUGGCAGCAGCCCGACACUGUCGCCUUCUGGGCCUCCCUACCCCCAGAUGCUGGUGUCUGGCGAGAGAUAGUGACUGUCUCUCCCUCACGAACACAAUUCAACACGAGUGCCAAAAGCCAAGUCGGACAGGGGCAUCUCGGGGCAUCUACUGACCACGGCACGAAAGUCGGGUAUUGGGGGUGUUAUCGCGACCGGAUGGAGGAUUCAUCUCCCACGGAGCGUUUUCAGUCAUCGCUAUCUGAAACGCCAGAGCCACGACGGGCGAAAACAACUGAUACAGUCCGCGAGGGCCGUUUGCGUUUGACGCAUUUCCCGGAUAACCUGUGCUUCGUGGUAGAAGGCCAAGAUCGAACUGGGAUGACCGACGAGGAAAGAGCGCACUGGUUUGAAAAGCUGGAUGGGCCGGUCGAGCAGUGGAUGAAGGAUCUCGAGAAUGCAGGCCCCGAAAAGGGUGUUCUCGAUGCGAGAAUGUGCUAUGACCCUGACAGUGAUAUAGUCCGGGAUAAGCCUCCCGUGCAUCGUCGUUUUGCACGCACUAUCCAGCUGUUUUACUUUCGUGAUCUUGCAGCGAUGGAGCUCAUCGGGAAGACCAAUAGUGGGCAUGUUGGGCUGCGGAUGAAUUUUAUGAAACCGUAUGGGCCUCGAGGGCCGCUUUUUGAAAAGGGAAAUAUGGUUCUCUGGGUUGAGACGAGUGUUGUUCGGGCACAAGAUAUUGACUGCGAGUAUGUUGGCUGCGUGGAGGGGACGGGCUUUCUGGCGUAUGAUUAUCAUGCUGCGUUCAAGGAUGAAGCCAAACUGUAGUUCAAUUAUAUUGCACGGGUAUAUGAGAAUGCAUUGUCUUUCAGUUCAUAUUAGCAGAAGCAUUAUUUCUUGCCAUGGCUGAACGCCACAGGCUGUGUCAAGUGCGCCAUUCAACGUCUGACCACUGAUAGACAGCUACUAACUUUGGUGCCCGU
Molecule: messenger RNA, 1271 nt
Organism: Aspergillus wentii DTO 134E9
Lineage: Eukaryota; Fungi; Ascomycota; Eurotiomycetes; Eurotiales; Aspergillaceae
Product: phenylacetaldoxime dehydratase family protein
Exons: 1
Coding region: 82-1116 (344 amino acids)
Source: RefSeq, a predicted model, not a curated record